AUGAUUAGGUUAGGUGUGUUAUCGCUGCCCCGCGCCUCGAGUGCCACUGCCCUGCUGCCCCGUGCGUCGCGCACGCCCUGCUACCCUGCGCGCCCCGCGCGCCGUGCUGCCCCGCGUCCCGCGCGCCCUGCGGCCCACGCGCCCCGUGCGCCCUGCAGCCUUGCACGCCCCGCGCGCCUUCGUGCCCGCGUGCCCCGCGUGCCCUGCGGGCCCUGCUGCCCUGUGUGCCCCGUGCGCCCUGCUGCCCCGCGCCCCGCGCGCCCUACUGCCUUGCGCGCCCCGUGCGACCUGCUGCCCCGCGCAGCGACGCGUCCCUGCUGCCUCGUGCGUCGCGCGCACCCUGCUGCCCUGCGUGCCGCGGGCGCCCUGCUGUCCUGCGCGCCCCACGCGCCCUGCUGCCCCACGCCCCGCGCACCCUGCUGCCCCGCGCGCCCUGCUGCCAUGCGCGCCCCGCGCGUCCUGCCGCCCUGCGCGCCCUGCGCACCCUGCUGCCUCGCGCCCCGUGCGCCCUGCCGCCCCGUGCGCCCCGCGCGCCCUGCUGCCCUGCGCCCCGCGCGCCGUGCUGCCCAAUGCACCCCGCACGCCCUGCUGCCUCGUGCCCCGCACGUCCUACUGCCCUGCGCGCCCCGCGCGCCCUGCUGCCCUGCGCCCCGCGCGCCCUGCUGCCCCGCGCGCCCCGCGCGCCUUUCUCCCCCGUGCCCCGCGCACCCUCCUGCCCCGUGCGCCACGCGCCCUGCUGCCCUGCGCGCCCCGCACGCCCUGCUGCCCCACGCCCCGCGUGAGGACGUGCAGUGGCGGUACCGGGCGGACCGCGUUGCCUGCAUACAAUGGACGGAGCGCAACGCCGUCGCCUAG
Messenger RNA from Closterium sp. Naga37s-1, 855 nucleotides. The record is from the annotation of a GenBank genome assembly. Lineage: Eukaryota; Viridiplantae; Streptophyta; Zygnematophyceae; Desmidiales; Closteriaceae.